AUGAUGCAACCACCACAAGAUUCCACCCUCCUUCAAGAACCACCAGCCAAUAUCCCAGCCAGUACCAAAAACGGCAUUCCCAGUCAUCAUUUACCUUCUUCUUCCACAUGCGCAUCCGAACCUCUUCCACAAAUUAUUUACAAUUUUAUUGGAGGAAAAUUCAUGAGUGAUGAUUCCUCUCAUCAUUCCAUCCAUACCGAUGAAUGGAUCAUCAACAAAUCACCAGCCACCAAUCAAAUCAUUUCCUACAUUCCAGCCUCUUCCGAUCGUCAUGUCCAACAAGCCGUUGAUGCCAGCAAGAAGUGUUGGCGUGAACGAUCAUGGCGUGGACUUUCCGAAGAAGAACGUGCUCAAUAUCUAGAUAAAAUUGCCAAUGAAAUUGAGAGAAGAAUGGACGAAUUUGCACGUGCUGAAUCUCUCGAUACAGGAAAGCCUUUCACUUUGGCGAAAAAUAUGGACAUUGCUCGUGCCGUUUCAAAUUUCAGAUUUUUCGCACAAGCCAUCCGACAGAGUCAUACCAAGGCUCAUUUGAUGAGUGAUAAAGUUAUUAAUUAUACGACACGAAGACCUGCUGGAAUUGUGGGUGUGAUUGUUCCGUGGAAUUUGCCAAUUUAUUUAUUGAGUUGGAAGGUUGCGCCGGCAUUGGCUUGUGGAAAUUGUGUCGUGGCCAAAAGUUCAGAAUUGACUCCUCUCACGGCCAAUUUGUUGGCUGAGGUUGUGAGAGAUGUGAAAUUACCAAAUGGAGCUUUUAACUUGUUGCAUGGAUAUGGAAGAGAUUGUGGAAGAGCUAUUGUGGCUCAUCCUGAUAUUAAUGUGAUCACAUUUACGGGUGGUACUGCCACUGGAAGAGUGGUUGCAGAGUUGGCUUCUCGACAUUUUAAGAAAUUGAGCUUGGAGUUGGGAGGAAAGAAUCCAUUCAUUGUCUUUCCAGAUUGUGAUCUCGAUAAGGCCAUCGAAACUGCAAAACGAGCUGCCUUCUUAAAUCAAGGACAAAUUUGUUUGUGUGCUUCGCGUUUCAUUGUUCAUGAAUCCAUUCAUGAUCAGUUUGUUGAAAGACUCAAAAAACUCACUGAGGAGACUACAAAAAUUGGAAAUCCCUUAGAUGCUACCACCACCUUUGGUUCACAAAUUUCUCUCGAACAUCUCGAAAAAAUUGAAUAUUAUGUGAAAUUAGCUCAACACGAAGGAGGUACCAUUGUGACAGGUGGUAAACGUCCAGAUUUGACACAACACGAUCCACAACUCAAAGAAGGUGCAUUUUUCACACCAACCAUUAUCACUGGACUCGAUUACAAAUCUCGAACUGCAACCGAAGAAAUAUUUGGACCUGUGUGUACCGUUCACAAAUUCUCUACCGAUGAACAAGCUCUUGAAAUGGCCAAUCAUGUUGACUAUGGAUUAUGUGCCACUCUGUUUACUAACAAUUUAACACGAGCUCAUCGUUUCAGCGACGAAUUGGAAUCUGGAAUUGUUUGGGUCAAUACAUGGUUAUUGCGAGAUUUGAGAACACCCUUUGGAGGCAUGAAAAAGAGUGGUCUUCAUCGAGAAGGUGGAGAAUAUAGUUUGGAAUUUUACAGUGAGGAUAAGAAUAUUUGUAUUAAUUUAUAA
This is a messenger RNA of Naegleria lovaniensis, 1608 nucleotides long. RefSeq lists its product as uncharacterized. The coding region runs from base 1 to 1608 and encodes 535 amino acids. Lineage: Eukaryota; Heterolobosea; Eutetramitea; Acrasida; Naegleriidae. The record is from RefSeq and is a predicted model, not a curated record. Gene Ontology annotation, molecular function: oxidoreductase activity, acting on the aldehyde or oxo group of donors, NAD or NADP as acceptor. The transcript is spliced from 2 exons.